Molecule: messenger RNA, 1083 nt
Organism: Fusarium coffeatum
Lineage: Eukaryota; Fungi; Ascomycota; Sordariomycetes; Hypocreales; Nectriaceae
Exons: 3
Coding region: 1-1083 (360 amino acids)
Molecular function (GO): oxidoreductase activity, acting on NAD(P)H
Source: RefSeq, a predicted model, not a curated record
AUGACUACAGCAACAGGCAUCGUCAAUGUCGCCCCAGGCCGCGCAGAGAUCAAACAGAUCCCAGUUCCCGAGCUUGAACCUGGCUUCAUCCGAGUCAAACCCACCGCAUGGGCCCUUAAUCCCGACGAUGUCUACCAUCUAGACCUAGAAGAGGAGGGAGAAAUCUGUGCUGGCUUGCCUGUUGGGUCAGAUUACGCUGGAACGGUCGUUGAAGUUGGGCCAGGAAUUGCUCGUGACUUUAAAAUUGGAGAUCGUGUUGCUGGGGUCAUUUCGGGACAGAAUAUUUUGCGGAGGCAGGAUGGAGCUUUCGCGGACUUGAUCCACGUCAAGGGCGACAUUCAGAUGAAGAUACCUGAGAACCUCAGCGACGUGGAUGCUGCGACGCAGGGUAUAGCGCUCAUAACUAUGGGCGUUGGCUUGUAUCAGACAUUAAAAAUUCCUCUUCCAGAUGCACGCCCCGAACAACCGUAUUAUGUCUUCAUUUAUGGCGGCAGUACAGCCAUGGGUAUUUCGGCUGUUCAGUUUGCAAAACUAUCCGGUGCAACGGUGAUAACGACCUCGUCACCCUCCAACGCCGAAUACGUCAAGUCCUUGGGCGCCGACCAUGUAUUGGAUUACAAAUCCACUACUCUUGCCGAUGACAUUCUGCGCUUGGCCGACGGGCCAGUUAAAUUCGUUUUCGAUACCUACCCAAGCAAAUCCAGCACAGCCCUUGCUGCAUCAAUUAUGCACAAGUCCGCGGAAGCGAGAUACGUCGCUCUCGUUCCCGGUUUCGAAGAUGACGUCCAGCGUCUGAACCCUCAUGUAGUGGCUAGAUCUAUCCUUGCGUAUUCUGCUUUUGGCGAACCUUGGAUGUAUGAGAAGAAGUUUUUCGACGCUGUGCCAGAAGAUUUUGAGUUUCAGAAGGAUUUUGUGAAGAUGGCUGAGAAGUACUUUGCAGACGGGUCGGUCAAGCCACCCAGAGUUUAUCUCAAUAGAGGAGCUAGUGGGUUACCGGGUAUCUUAUGUGGAUUGGAAGAACUUAGGGAGGGCAGGGUCAGUGGUGGAAAACUUGUGUAUACCCGCGAACGUGAAGCGGCUUGA